CUGUUUAAGCCAUGUCAACCACAACCACAACCACUUCUGCCUGCCUGAAUGGACGCAUUGAGGGGGAAACUUCUAUCAAAAAGCGUUUGCGUAAAAACAUGUAUUUGCUGACGACGUAAAUUGAAUAUGAGUUUAGCUCUGAUAUUCUCAUAGCAAAAGAUGAGGCUUUAUUAUGUUGUGAGACUACUGCAUUUUCGAGUAUGUAAAUUUUUAGUUUAACUGAAAUUAAUAGAAUUAGAUAAAGCUCUUCUUAGGCAAAUGUUCAGAUUGCUUUUAUAUUAUACAUGUGACUGUUUUUUGGCAACACAAAGUUCCAAAGUAAAAACAGAUCGUUCUAUAGCAUUUUUCGUAAGGGAGACCAGUCGACUCGUUUUCUUGCGAUCUUCACAGUCUGAUGCAUUCCCGGUAACACAGAUCUAAAACUGUCAGUGUAUAGUUUUCGAACAGCCACGAACGGAGUACAUCAAAUGCGCUCAAUGAAUGUUAACCAUCGAAUGAAAUGUAAUUGAUUUCAUUGCGAUCAAGAAAAAUGGCUUCCGACCAAGAAUGGGUGAAUGAGCAGCUGUUCGAGGUCCUCGGAAUGAGCGACCGUCUUAUUGGACAAUUUAUUCUGUCCCUCGCAAAGAAAAGCACAGACUCGGAAAUGCUACUGGACAAGAUUCGCUCCACCGGGGCUGUCGAGGUCGACUCAAUGAGGAUGCGAAAAUUCGCAAGCGAUUUAAUGGCACGUCUCCCAAGUAAAUCGACAGCACCAUCUGCUGCGAGGCUUCACGAGGCGGCCAUGAAAGAGGUGUAUCAACGCAACCGGCAAUACAAAUUGGUCGAGAGCAGUGACGAAGAUGAAAACGAAGCCAUUAAAGUCGUUCCCAGAGUUUCGAACAAAGAUAGGCAGAAAUCAAAUAAGAAAAAAGCUAAAAAGGACAAAAGGAAACAAAAGACCUCCUCAUCCGAAGAACAGGAUUAUGAUGACAAGGAGCGGCUCCGAGAUAUUGAAGACCGGGACGCGUUUGCUAGACGACUUCAAGAAAAGGAUAAAGCAAAAACUCGAAAUAUGGCGUCGUCGAGUGAGCAACGCGCAUACGAAAAAGCCGCUAAAAGACUUAAACUAGAACAGGAGGAUCGGUCUUCGAUAAUCCCUAAACUUCGUCAAGAAUCUCGGCGCGCUUACCUUAUGAAGAGGAAGGAAGACAAAUUGAUCGAGCUGGAACAGGACAUUCAGGACGAUGAGUAUCUCUUUGGCGACCAGGAGCUUACUAACCGUGAGAAACGAGAGCUAGAAAAGAAGAAACAACUUCUCGAAAUUGCAAAGGCACACGAGAAGGCAAAGGAUCUUGAACGGGUGUCCAGGUACGUGAUGCCGGACGAACAUAAGAUGGACACCUACGUUGAGGUGGACGCUAAAGAGAAGGCACCGAACUCAGAACAGAUGAAAUGGGAAGAGGAGAAACUAGCUCAGGCGACGUUACGAUACGGCGCCAAGACCAAGCAGAAGCGGAAAGAUGAAAAGAAGUAUGAGCUAGUCAUUGAGGACGCCAUUGAGUUUACAAAGGCUUUCACGGAAACUGGCGAGUCAAAGGAAAACAAGGAUGAUGAAAAGCCUCAGAUGUCUGAACGUGAAAAGAAGAGGCUAACUAUUGAGGAGACACGAAAAUCUCUUCCGAUAUACCCGUUCCGAGACGAGCUCCUUAGGGCUAUAGAAGACCACCAGGUAUUAAUUGUGGAAGGUGAAACCGGCUCAGGAAAAACAACACAAAUUCCGCAAUACCUUUAUGAGGCUGGCUACACCCGCAAUAAAUUGAAAAUAGGCUGUACACAACCGAGGCGAGUUGCCGCAAUGAGUGUUGCUGCGAGAGUCGCAGAAGAGAUGGGCGUAAAACUUGGAAAUGAAGUUGGCUACUCGAUUCGAUUUGAGGACUGCACCUCGGAGCGAACUGUUGUUAAGUACAUGACUGACGGUAUGUUAUUACGAGAGUUCCUUGGAGAGCCCGACCUCGAGGGGUACGCGUGCCUUAUUAUUGAUGAGGCUCAUGAACGGACAUUACAUACCGACAUCUUAUUCGGCCUAGUUAAAGACAUCGCUCGUUUUCGGUCCGAUCUUAAGUUGAUUAUAUCUUCAGCAACACUGGAUGCUGCGAAGUUCUCAGAAUUUUUCGACGACGCACCGAUAUUUAAAAUUCCCGGUCGCCGCUUCCCUGUCGAUAUUUAUUACACGAAGGCGCCAGAAGCAGAUUAUAUUGACGCGGCAGUUGUAACUGUUUUGCAGAUACAUAUUACUCAGCCUCUGGGUGAUAUUCUCGUAUUUCUUACUGGUCAAGAAGAGAUCGAAGCGUGCCAAGAACUUCUAACAGAACGAACACGCAAACUAGGCUCGAAGAUCAAGGAGCUUGUGAUACUGCCAAUUUACGCCAAUCUGCCUUCCGACAUGCAGGCAAAAAUCUUCGAGCCCACACCUCCUGGUGGUCGCAAGGUCAUCCUUGCCACGAAUAUUGCAGAAACCUCGCUUACCAUUGACGGCAUCAUUUAUGUUAUCGACCCCGGCUUCUGUAAAGAAAACAGCUACAACGCUCGAACUGGUAUGGACUCACUUAUCGUUACCCCGAUCUCGCAAGCGUCCGCUAAACAACGCUCGGGACGAGCCGGUCGAGUGGCCGCUGGCAAAUGUUUUCGAUUGUAUACAGCAUGGGCAUAUGAACAUGAACUGGAGGAAAAUACGGUGCCAGAAAUACAGCGGGUCAAUUUGGGCAACGUGGUCCUAAUGCUAAAGUCGCUUGGCAUUCACGACCUUCUCAAUUUCGAUUUUCUUGAUCCUCCACCGCAUCAAUCAUUGAUAAUUGCCCUCGAACAGUUAUACGCACUUGGGGCACUGAAUCACCUUGGGGAGCUGACGAAACUAGGGCGUCGCAUGGCCGAAUUUCCCGUCGAUCCAAUGAUGGCAAAAAUGAUUCUAGCCAGCGAGAAAUACCGGUGCUCGGAUGAAAUCCUUUCAGUAUCGGCGAUGCUGUCCGUUAACUCGGCGAUAUUUUAUCGGCCGAAGGAUAAGGCAUUACAUGCGGACAAUGCACGAAAAAAUUUUCAUGAUCCUGCUGGGGACCAUUUGACCUUGCUAGCUGUGUACAACCAAUGGGUACAAUCCGGCUUUUCAAAACAAUGGUGCUAUGAAAAUUAUAUUCAGUAUCGGUCCAUGAGGAGAGCACAAGAUGUUAGGGGUCAAUUGGAAGGACUUAUAGAGAGAGUGGAGAUUCCAUUGCUAAGCUGCGAAGGAGAUUCGGUCGCUGUUCGUAAAGCUAUAACCGCCGGCUACUUUUAUCAUGCCGUCACUCUGUCGAAGAACGGCCAUUACAAAAUGGUAAAACACAACCAGACAGUUAUGAUGCAUCCGAACUCAGCCUUGUUCGAAGACUUGCCGAAAUGGCUGAUUUACCACGAGGUUGUGUUUACCACUAAAGAAUAUAUGCGACAGGUAAUUCAGAUCGAUAACAAGUGGAUUUUCGAAGUGGCACCGCACUAUUACAAGGAGCAGGACCUUGAAGAGCGAAAGAUGCCAAAGAAGAAUUGAGAUAUAUUCGCUUGCUGAUGUAAAUAUUUUUCGUAGAGUACUCCAGUGCAGCUGGGACAGUAUUCUUUUGCAACUGAUACAAAACAUGUACAUAAUGUAAGUAAAUGUAAUUUGAUUUAAAUGUUGUAAAUAUAAAAAGAAAGUAGUUGCUGUACUCGGACCUUAGGGUUCUUACUGUUGUAUGCUGUAUUUACUGACUUAGUAGUGUUUUCUGUAACUUUCUGCCUUUAUACAGAGUACGAUCGUCGACGUAUACGAUAAGAAUACUAUCAUUACAUGCGUAUAAGCUAGACAUAUUUGCAUAAUCUACGAUCAUUACAGAGGGCUUCUGUCCUUCUUAGCUGUUUCGCGCGCGCUAUGGAUUCUACGGAAGAAGGUGACGAAUUUCGUAACAUGUGCACUUGGGCAAAAAAUUUCAAAGCUGUUGUUGCGAAAGAACUACAGGGGCGGUAUAGCAAGCAUGCCCAUAAGGUUUCUGCUCAUUGUGGUCAAGUCUGAUGUAUAAAUGAAAAAAAAACAUGCAUCUUUUUAGAGAAUAGCGGCUAUCAAGGUAUUUCGGUCCUCAACGACCUGAUCAUUGUUCCAGCAGAGGAUUCUAUGGGGUGGUCAAAUGGGGCGUUUGCGGAUAAGUAGUUUCAUAUUAGAGUGCUGUGAAACGCAAAAGAUUUUUUAAUCACACAAUAAAUUACAGAAAAUGAGAACAUACUACAGAAUUUGCCAGUUGCCGAACGCGCAGGCGCCAUUUUCAAAAAUCGUGAAAUGACGACAAUAUCCUCACAGAGACAAUGUUCGUAUUUCUAGAAAAGGAUCUCCUCUUCUAUCAGAAAGCGAUUCAUCGCGAUUAGAUUAAAAAUCUACGAUACUGUAAAUAGGCGAAGUCAACAAGCAUCAUAAGCAGCAAACACGUUGUAGAAAUAAACAUAAGUUGACAAAUUGUCUUUGAAAAAUAUAUUCUGAAAGCUUAGUGACAAAUAAUAAACCUACAAUUGAGUAAAUAAAAGCCUUCGUUUAAAAAGUGGC
Molecule: messenger RNA, 4576 nt
Organism: Varroa destructor (honeybee mite)
Lineage: Eukaryota; Metazoa; Arthropoda; Arachnida; Mesostigmata; Varroidae
Gene: l(2)37Cb
Product: DEAH-box helicase 16 lethal (2) 37Cb
Cellular component (GO): catalytic step 2 spliceosome; intracellular anatomical structure
Molecular function (GO): ATP binding; helicase activity; RNA binding
Source: RefSeq, a predicted model, not a curated record